Penicillium macrosclerotiorum is the source of this 4965-nucleotide messenger RNA. RefSeq lists its product as uncharacterized. The transcript has 5 exons. NCBI's taxonomy places the organism in Eukaryota, Fungi, Ascomycota, Eurotiomycetes, Eurotiales, Aspergillaceae. The record is from RefSeq and is a predicted model, not a curated record. Bases 1 to 4965 code for a protein of 1654 amino acids.
AUGUCCUCCCAAUUCUUGCAAACCGAACUUGCAAAUCUUAUUCAGGAAUCCCGACGAAAGAAUUCGGACUUACGAAAUGCCGCCGAGCAGUCGCUCAAUGAGCUGAAGGCGUUGCCUUCAACAUCUGAGGCUCAGAUAUCGGCAGACCUUGUUCGCAAGCCGACUUUUGUCGAGCCUUUCAUCAUAGCCUGCCAUACUCGACAUGCUAAGCUUGCCGGCAUUGGAGUAAUUUGUUUGCAAAGGUUAAUUGCGUCACAGUCAUUACCUUCUCAUCGACUGAAAGAUGUUCUUGCAGGCCUGAGAGAGACAACGAAUCUGAGUCUUGAUAUUCAACUCAAGAUCCUGCAAUCGCUACCUUCCCUUUUGCAAUUUUACUCCAAUGAUCUUAAGGGAGAUCUUCUUGCAAACACAUUGGAAUUAUGUGCUACUCUGCAAGCGAGCAAGACAAUCGCUGUGAGCAGUACAGCAGCAGCUACCCUUCAACAAUUAGUAGUCUCAACCUUUGAGCGGGUGGCAAGCGAGGAUAAGCUACCUAGCGAGUCCAAAUCCUUUACAACCAUCAAAGUUGAUGGCCAACCGGUAGAAGUUGCGCAAUUUGCCUAUGAUGCUCUCCAGGUUCUUGAUGAUCUUUGUCGUCUCAUUGAUGGCGAACAACUUCAGUUUUUACGCACAAAGACUCUCUCUCCAGCCUUUGUCCUAGAACUUAUUGAGAGCAUUAUAACCAGCAGUGGUCGUCUAUUUGUUGGACACCCUGAGCUUUCACAAGUAUUGCGAGUUCGGUUGAUGCCUCUGGUUAUCCGAUACCUAUCUGAGAGACAUGCGUUCUCUCAAACUGUUCGAGUCGCUCGAAUUUUACUUAUUCUUUUGAAACGCCACAUGUCUCUCUUGACCGCAGAGUGUGAAAUGGCAUUUGGUCUGCUCAAUCAUUUACUCGAGCCGGAUGGAACAGCGCCUUGGAAACGGGUGUUGUGCAUGGAAGUCUUCCGAGGACUUUAUUCCGAGCAGGGAGUCAUUCGACUAAUAUAUUCCUUAUACGACGGAGAGAAUGGUCGACAAAAUGUCCUCCGUGACCAUAUGGCUUCGCUUGUUCGUCUAGCAUCGGAAAAGCCCGCAUUGAUUGGCGUUGGCGCACAGUCAACAAUACCUCUACGUGCGGAGCAUUCUCGAUCCGCAACCGAAGACCAGAUUGCCCUGGAGACUGGUGGUGUUGCAGGUGUGAUUGGAUCCACAGGUCCACCGGCAGAAACAAAGGUUCCUGGUAUCAGCAGCCAAUGGAGUGUGGUGCGGACACCAUACAUAGAGCUGCUCGACAAAAUGGACCCACCACUCCCACCGGAUACCUACAUCUAUAGUCUUGUUCUGAAUUGUAUCAGCAGCUUUGCCGAAGGUCUCGCGAAAUUCAUCAUUCCGCUUACAGUACCGGAUCUGAAGCAGAAGAGGAAGAGCAGAUUAAUGAGCCCGGACCAAGGGCCAGAUUCAGCCAGGUCAUCUCAGGAUCUUCCAGCAUCAGAUAGAUUGAGAGUGCAAUCACCCUCGCCUCCCAAGACAUCACCAGUCCCAAUCAAUCCUUUGGAGCUGCGAACCCAUAUUCACUAUUCUGCCAUCAUAACCUGCGCUGGAAUCAUUGAGCACUGCUGGCCUGCCGUUCUUGCGGCCUGUUCCACGUUCUUACAUGCGUCUUUAGAUGACGAAUACUACCACAAUCUUGUCAGAGCAUUUCAGAAACUGGCUCAUGUAGCGGGUCUUCUCCGAUUGUCCGUGCCUCGUGAUGCCUUUUUGACAACUCUCGGAAAGGCUGCCAUGCCUGCGAAUACAGGUGGUAAUCAGAUGCUUAGCCCUGGUACUCCGACCGGCGCUAGUGCUCAGUCCACUGAAACUUCCCCCAAGAACCGCAAAAGUACCGAUUUGCCUCGAUCGAAUACAUUAAUCUCAGAUCCUGCUGGUUCAUCUGGGUUUGAGGCCCAUCCUGUGUCCCUAAGCACAAGGAACCUUCUUUGCCUGCGAGCUCUGCUCAAUCUUGGCAUCGCAUUGGGACCCACAUUAGAUCAGCCGGCCUGGUCCAUUCUCCUUGAGACUCUUCAAUACACAGGACUAGUGAUUGGCAUGUCUUCUAGCACUAUGCUUAAAUCUGCCAGUGGCGCUACGGAUCCUAUUGUUUCCGGAAAUGAUGUACCAACUGCCAAUCUUGGAACGGAAGUAAUUGCAGUACAAACUGCUUCCACUAAGAUGUUCGAGAGCACCAGUGACUACCCAAGUGCUUCUUUCAAGGAGAUGUUGCUUGCACUAUUGAAUCUUUCCGCAUUUACGGAGCAGGAAAUCACAAAUGUAACAAAACAAGGAGUUUCUGAAGCACCACGCUCUCCGCAGUCCUCACGAAAGUCAGGACGCUUACACCAAAACGCUCGCCGGGUCUCCCAUACGGUUGGCAAGUCAAGAAUGCAGGAUGAAGAACUUAAGUUUGUCCUGGAGAAGGUCAAUGAGCUAGCCAGGGCAAAUCUUGAUAGACUCUCAUUACUGGAUGAAGAAAACAUUGCAGCAUGGCAGCUUUUGACAAGAAGCCUCAUUGCAACGUCUUCCAAUGCUGUGAUAAGCCCAAGCCUCCGCCUGCAGGCUAAUGGGUUUUUAAAUGCGCUGGUAUUUUUGACAAUGAAGCCAAGAGAUAAUGAUGAUGAAGAGAUACGGAACAAACUUCAGACUAGGAAUUUACAAACAAUUCAGGAUCAGAUGGCUUCACUUUAUUCAACGGAAACAAUUUCGUCCAAGUCAUUGCCGAUCACGAUAAUCGAGAUCCACGAGCAAAGCUUGGAAACUCUCAAGAAUAUUCUUGAACAGUACGCAGAAACAUUUUCCGAUGCAUGGAGCCUCAUAUUUGAUUUGCUAUCUGGUGUUUUCCAGGGUGUUGACAAGGCAGAACAAGAAUACCAAUUGACCAACACAACCGAACGCAGAAAGUCAGCUCUCCCAGGUGGGCCUCGUCUAGUACGAGCUGCAUACAAGUCCCUCCAUCUUGUGGCGUCUGACUUCAUCUCUCUGCUUCCUGCAAACUGUCUUUUGAAUCUCGUGAAUGCUUUCUCCAGCUUUGCUUCUCAAACUCAAGACUUUAAUAUUUCGCUGACCACAACAUCUUUUUUCUGGAACUUGUCCGAUUUUUUGCAAGGUCAGAUUGAGAAGUUCUCAAUUGAGAGCCAUGUCGAUGCUUCUGUCAGCGAAGAAGAGCUAGGAAAUCUUGCCCGUGACAAGAAUUCUUCUGUUUCAAGAAAUUCUCUUUGGCUUCUGCUUUUGCUUCGGAUUGUUGACAUAACAACGGACUCAAGGUUUGAGAUCCGUAACAGCGCCAUCCAUACUCUUCUGAGAAUUUUCGAUGCGUAUGGACAACAGCUAUCUCCGAAGGCAUGGAGACUGUGCUUGAACAGAGUCCUGUUCCUGAUGCUGGAAAAUAUCGAGAGCAAGCUCCCAUCUUCCAAAAAGAAGCAGAGCAAUACUAAAGAUGAUCUCAAAUCUUGGACGGAAACCACAGUUGUGAUGAUAGGAGGGAUUUCGAACUUGAUAACAGUUUUCUUCGAUGCUAUUCUGCAAGAUGAGCAAUUUGAUGAGUCCUGGGCCCGCUUACUGAAGUACUUGCAGAAAUUGGUGGACAUGCAGCUUUUGGAAUUCAGUGAAGCCACCUUCACUAGUAUUUCUACAAUUUUGGACCGAGUUCAGUCAUCCAGUAAUUUCAGCAAAGAAGCUUGCCAAUGUGCAUGGAACCUAUGGUUGAAUGGCCACCCUGCAGCUGAUGAGAAGCUUCUUGACUCCGAUCAGCCAAAUCAAGAAGCAGCCCUUGCCUAUAUGCAUAGUUUCAAGCAGAUUUACCGCCUCUACAAGGACCAUUUGGGCACGGAAAAUGUUGAGAAGGUUCUUCAUCAUCUACGCCUACUUAUAUGGAAUUCAGUCUCUCCACCAUACUCUCCAGAUACUGACCGCCCAUCCGCCGUUCAAGAAUUGGUUAUCGACUGCAUUAAAACCCUUUGCUCGGAGAAAGAAGAGUCUCAGGCCAAUAUUCUCAUCUGCCUCGCAGACUUCUCUGAUUCCGCGUUAUCGAAGUGGACUCCGGGUAGUGACUCAAGAAAACCUACAUUUGUUGCCUUUUCGAAAAAAGCAAUCGAUCUCAUCAGUUGGUAUAUCGUGGAACUCGGUAUCAAACAUGAUCUCUUCGAGAAUGGGGCACUCGAAACCACACUUAAGCGGCUCAGUACGCUGAUUACGCAGAAGUAUAUGUGGCAUGGAAAAGAUCGCGAACCAUUUCUAUGGCAGAAGGCUACAACUGCGGCUUUAAAUGUCCUGAAUGUAUCUGUUCCAUAUGUGGAAAGGCAGUAUAGCGAUACCAAUAAGCCAAAGAUUGAACAAUUUUGGCUGCGUGUUGUGGAUAUUACUCAUGGAAUUAUCUCUGCACGAGGGUUUCAAACCCAACAGCUAACUAAUGCACGAAUUGUUACUGAUGAAGCCUUCGACAUUUCCGGAUUCACACGGUUGAAAACAAUCAUCCUUCCAUCGCUUGGGGCACCUGCCAUCCCACACACCGUUCGUCGUGACUUUGCUUGUGCUCUAUUCAAUUCUUCUUUCAUCUAUCCUCCCCAGCGUUUCGAUCUCCCUACCGAACCAAUUGAAAAAGCUCCUCUACAGGACUUCUACAGAAUCCGUUCCGGGCGCACUUUUGAUCCACCACCAACUUUGCGCCCAAACAUGGCAUAUGCUCUCAUGGAUACUUUAUUCGACCUUGCCAAAGCACCAGGGUCUGAUACUCCCGAGUCAUGUCCACGGACCUUGCUCGCUCGCUCCAUUUCCCCAUACCUCCUUUUGCGCUGUGCCAUCUCACUCAAGGGCUAUAUCGCCGACCAGCCUCUUCGUGGACAAAUGCCUCAGCCCACCCCCCGCACGCAAGGCCCUGCUUCACCUUUUAUUCCAUAUGGUUCAGUUGCAGAGUGA